Molecule: messenger RNA, 3910 nt
Organism: Bactrocera dorsalis (oriental fruit fly)
Lineage: Eukaryota; Metazoa; Arthropoda; Insecta; Diptera; Tephritidae
Exons: 13
Coding region: 206-3811 (1201 amino acids)
Molecular function (GO): protein binding
Source: RefSeq, a predicted model, not a curated record
GUUAGUUACUCAAUCGUGUAUGUCAUUUCAUAUUGGGAAAAUUUUUUUAAAAGAAACUUUGCUGCCAAGAAAUUUCGUCGAUUUUUUCAUUUUCAGUUAAUUCAAAUAAAAUAUAUUUUAUUUGAUUUUUCUGUCCAAAUUAAACAACAUUUUUACCAGUUAGCGCUAUUUUUAAUUCAAUUCUUAGCUGUAGAAACCUUUUCAAAUGGAUAAGCCCCUGAAUAAGGUAAUUCAGAGUAAUGAGUCCAGCAUUUCCACCACCGGUACCACGGGUUCACCACAGUUCUCCGAUACAUUAGAGAACAAUGUCAAGUACAUGAACUUAAAUUUCGUCGACAAUUCCGAGUCUUCAAGUCAAGCUAAGGACCAAGGCAUUGAUUUCCAAAAGUUGCCACAAACCUUUGAUGGUGCCGCGUCUAAGGCCGCAAAACCACCACCCAGCAAGAUACUGCCGUCCAAUAUUCCACUACCGGGCAAAUUUGAUAGUCAAAAACCGAAAAUAGUCUGCACGCUCAAAGAAAAAUCUCUACUCGAAAUGGGUUUCAAAACGAAUGAGAUACAGGGCUGGGAAGACAUAGUCCAGCCGCCCAAAGAGAAUCUCUACAAAUUGCUACGUAACAUGAUUGACAACCACAUCAAACCGAAUGUGCAGAUACGUAUCGGUGGUGUGACCUUCAACUGUCACAUGAUGGUGCUGCAGUGUUACUCCGACUUCUUCAUGGAAUGCAACAAUGAGGUGUUGAUCCAAUUGCCCGAAGAGAAGAUAACACCCGGUGCUUUUAUGAUGGUCUACGAUUGGAUGUUGGCUGAGGAGCCGUUAGUGCAGCGUGAGGGCAUACUGGAAUUAUUUAAUGCGGCCAAUUUUCUGCGCAUUAAAAAUCUGGUGAAUCAAUGUUGGCUCUGCUUGGACGAUGACGUGCGUUUUCGGGAAGAUACUGCAUUCUUACUCUAUCUUGAGGCACGCAAUUACGGUCUGGAGAGUUUGGAGCAGCUAAUGCUGACACGAAUUUGUAAAUUUUUCUUGACACUUGUCGCCUCUAAAGAGUAUUUGGAGCUGACAACGAAGGAGAUUUGCACGCUGUUGAGUUCUAAUACAAUUGGCGUGAAUUCGGAAAUUGAGAUCUUCAUGUCGGUGGUGCGUUGGCUGAACUACAAUUGGGAUGAACGCGAGGCGGAUAUGUUGCAAGUUGUCAAGUGCGUACGUUUCAGCUUGAUGCCACCGUGGUUCCUAGUGACACUCAACAAAAAUAUUGACUGCGUUGAGAUCGAUCGUAUUGCCAGUCAUCCGGAGGUGAAACGAAUGAUCAACGACGGCAUAUCCUAUACGACCACUCAAUUAUACUAUGGUGAAAAUCGUGAAGAGUUCUUGCAUUUCCUGGAACGCUACCAGCUCGUUGCACCGGUUCAACGUCAAUGGGUUUUCGACAAAGAAUGCAGCUACCAUCAUCGGCUCGAAUGCCCGAAUAUGCAGUAUGUGACGUACAAAUCGUUUCUGGAGUAUCUUGAGAUGAUCCAUACGAUUGGCAAGGAUUAUUGGCGCUCGCUGGAAAUGGCUAAGGGUGUGGAGAAGUCGAUGCAGUGUUGCGUGCGCUCCGAUUGCCGCAAAUUGAACGAGCAAAAUUUAGCCACCGUUUUCACAAUGCAAUGUCGCGAUCAGGGUGUACAAGUUGAGACCAGUUUAAGGCAACGCAAGCCGGUUCUUCGAGAUCAACGUUGUUUUGGCGACCACAUGACCACCAUGGUGAAUUCGGCAAGUCUGAAAAAUCUCAGCAAAAUAACAACAAGUCAAGUGCUGCCCUCCACCGCGUCUAGCUGCUAUGAGUUUCCUUACAGGUUGCAACAGGAGCAACAGCACCACAAACGCCAUCGAUAUCCGCAACGCUAUGCACAAUUUCAAGAACUAGAACCACAGCCAUUUAAGUACAGUUAUCAAUGCAGCAAUGCAAACAACAACACCAACGAGGACAAAGCAAUUCCGAGUGAGUUGCAUGAGAUGAAAUAUGACGUCCACCGCAUACUGAAUGAUGACUGCGAACAAAACAUUGAAGUGCAUCAUUGUACUGAGGAUGGUUGCAUGCAACGUGGCGUCAGUACCAUCGCCGAUGGCGCUAUCGACGGGCCUAAGACAAUGGCACAGCCGACGCGUUUGCAUACGAAGCGCUCACAAAAGCCUUGCAACAAUGGCGGUGACUCGAAGACGACAGUUCAGCCACGGCUGGAAUGUCGCAACGAGUCGCCUAUGGGGCAGCAGGAGCGGCAGCAACAUAUGACACAAAUAGUGCAAGCGCCACAGUUCGGUUUGCCCACAGUCGAGGAAGUGGAGUUUAAAGCCAUGAAGGGUCGCAAGCUUCUCAUAUUUGGUGGCAUUGAUCCAUACUGUCAGCAUUGCCAGCAUGACAAAGUUAUGGCGCUGCAACAACAGCAACGCAAGCGUAUACAGUCGUUAGGUGGCAGCGAUGCUGAUAUUUUGGAUCCGUUGCAUUACCAUAACGGUAUGGGCGGUUGUAGCGCUUGCGGCGGUCUUAAUCCGCAGCUCAAUCAGCUGGAUAAUUUUGGCGAUCGUGUAUUGUAUUACGAUGCUGGCGCUGUGCAGUGGAAACAUUUAUGUUACCUGCCCUUCGGUUCACGUCAUCAUCAUGCAGCUGUUGUGUGCAAUGGACUCAUCUAUAUUAUAGGUGGCACCAAGACGGCGCUAGGUUGCACUAAGAAGUCGAUUUUCGAAAAAUCAGUUUGGAGCUUCGAUCCGCUGACUCUGAAGUGGACAUUUGAGAGUAAUUUACCAGAGUUGCGACGCGACUUUGCGGCGAUUGUGUCUGAUGAGUAUUGUGGUGGCGAGGUGGCCUGCGAGCAUUGUAAGGGCGUAAAGGAACGGCACAAGCAAAGGAAUGUCAAAGCAGUUAACGGUUUCUUCGUGAUUGGUGGCGAAGGAGUGAAUGGCACCGCUUUGCGUACAGUGUGGUACUACAAUGUGCUGCGCAAAACAUGGAAGAAGAAAGCCCCUUUGCAUGUGGGUCGCUACGGCUUGAUGGCUGCUAUGGUGAAUAACGAGAUUUGGAUAGCUGGCGGCAUAAUCGAAACCAAAACGAGAGCAUCCGACAACUAUGAUGGCUUCGUCGCUACUUCAAUGCCGACCGUCGAUGGUAAUACUCAAGCUGGCAAGGGUGCUGGCAUAGAUGGUGGCGCUGAUGAUGGCGGCGCCAGAGAUGACAAUGGUAGUGGUGACAGUUUUGCUGUCGAGGCAACAAAAAGUGCAGUCGUGGAUGUAAUCACCGAUACGAUGGAGUAUUACAGUUUGAAGUGUGCUUACAGCGACGAAUACGUUUCGGAUGUGCCAAUGGCUAAAGUCAAUGAUGUGAAUGGUGAUGCUGUCGCCGUUGCUGGCGCUGGCGCUCAACCCACCAUUGGACGGAUGGGUAGAAGCUUUGAGAGUGGACGUUGGAUUAAGGCAAAGCAGCGUUUGCGCAUACCCCGAUUAUUUGGGAAAUUCUGCAGACCUUCGGACAACGAACUGUACCUUGUCGGUGGCAUAGGAUUUGAUUCUAAUAAUAUACUCACAUCGUUAUCCUCCGUUGACCACUACGACUUUGGCGAAGGUCAUUGGCAUCAUUAUGGUGAUAUUAAAUGGGCCAGACAUGGUCAUGAUAUUGCCACACUUAAUGACCGAAUUGUUAUUGUUGGCGGCGUCUCGACCAUCAAGAAGUGCACGCUGACUAAGGUGGAAACGUUUUGCAUGAAAACGCGCAGAAGCUUCAAGGAUAUGCCGGAGUUGCCGUGGCCGUUGUCUGGUUGCGUGGUGCUCGCCUUGGAUUAAUUAUUUUAGUGGAGGGGGUGCAGGCAGAUAGAGGGAACGUACUCAAUGACACAACAUGUUAUUGAUAUACUUUGGUUUUCGAGUUAUUUUUACAAAAAU